CACACAGGUUUUUAUCCUCACACUCAAGUUACUGCUCCGUUUUUCCCAGGCCUGAAAUCCCACUUCCCUACAUUACAAACCCAUGCCAAACACCUCACCCCUCCUCCUUCUACGUACUUGGUUCCUAACUGCAGUUGUUUGACUUUUGUUCAUAAAAUGCGGGGGGAUGCGCGAACGCAGUCCCCCCCCUAACAAAAAUUUCGCACCCGAGUCACCCAGUUUGGGCGAUCGCAAGCUUCAACAAGGCUAAGUGCAAUGCCGAGUCUCCACCUGGAGGAACCGCCUACUUGAUCACGGUAUCCUCUGUGCCAGGUAAGUU
This is a messenger RNA of Geodia barretti, 319 nucleotides long. The record is from the annotation of a GenBank genome assembly. NCBI's taxonomy places the organism in Eukaryota, Metazoa, Porifera, Demospongiae, Tetractinellida, Geodiidae.